Molecule: messenger RNA, 1718 nt
Organism: Electrophorus electricus (electric eel)
Lineage: Eukaryota; Metazoa; Chordata; Actinopteri; Gymnotiformes; Gymnotidae
Gene: gpd1c
Product: glycerol-3-phosphate dehydrogenase 1c
Biological process (GO): glycerol-3-phosphate catabolic process; carbohydrate metabolic process
Cellular component (GO): cytosol
Molecular function (GO): protein homodimerization activity; NAD binding; glycerol-3-phosphate dehydrogenase [NAD(P)+] activity
Source: RefSeq, a predicted model, not a curated record
AAGUCAAAACAAACUUCACCAGGAACAGAAACACAAACUUAGAUCAAACUCAGCGGAGCAAAACAGCAUGCCUGCGAAGAAAGUGUGUGUCGUGGGUUCUGGAAACUGGGGAUCUGCAAUUGCCAAAAUCAUUGGAGAGAAUGUGAAAGCAUCCAAUCGCUUCCAGCCUCUGGUGAACAUGUGGGUGUAUGAGGAGAACAUCAGUGGGAGGAAACUGACCGAAAUCAUCAACACAGAGCACGAGAAUGUAAAAUAUUUACCAGGCCACAAACUUCCUAAAAAUGUGAUUGCUGUGGCAGAUGUAACAGAGGCUGUAACUGGAGCAGAUUUCCUCGUCUUUGUCAUCCCUCACCAAUUCAUUAGGAAACUCUGUGACCAGAUGAAGCCGCACAUUAAACCAGGAGCCAUCGGAAUCUCACUCAUUAAGGGUAUAGAUGAGAGCCCUACAGGCUUGACUCUGAUAUCUGACAUCAUUAGGGAGAAGCUGGAUAUUGAUAUCAGUGUUCUGAUGGGAGCCAACAUCGCCAGUGAGGUGGCUGACAACAACUUCUGUGAAACCACCAUUGGUGCCUGUAAUGAGCGUAACGGUCUGUUAUUUAAAGAGCUGAUGCAGACUCCAAACUUCCGCAUCACUGUGGUGUCAGACAGUAACACUGUAGAGCUUUGUGGAGCACUGAAGAAUAUCGUGGCCAUAGGAGCAGGCUUCUGUGAUGGCCUGGGUUUUGGUGAUAACACCAAGGCAGCUGUGAUCCGUCUGGGCCUGAUGGAGAUGGUGGCCUUUGCCAAGAUGUUCUGCCAGACCCCUGUCAGCUCUGCCACCUUCCUGGAGAGCUGCGGCAUUGCUGACCUCAUCACCACCUGCUACGGAGGACGCAACCGCCGCAUCGCGGAGGCCUUCGUCACCUCCAACAAGUCAAUAGCUGAGCUGGAGGCUGAGAUGCUGAAUGGUCAGAAACUUCAGGGGCCUCAAACAUCGGCUGAAGUUUACAAGAUCCUCGAGAAGAAGAGCAUGGUGAACAAAUUCCCCCUGUUUGUGUCUGUGUAUCAGGUCUGUUUUGAGGGGAAGGAUGUGAAAUGCUUCAUCAGCUGCCUCCAGAACCAUCCACAGCACAUGUGAUCCUAACAUACACCGUCCUCCAGAAACUCCUUACACACUUUACACUAGAGAAUCACACGUGACGUUCCUGAAUCACACGUGACAUCCUUGAAUCACAUGUGAAAUUCCAGAAUCAUACAUGCCAUUCUAGAAUCCUUUACAUGUGACUUCUCAGCCUCAUGACGUUUGAUAAUUUAGAACAUGUCACUAUAAAACACUGUCCUUUAUUUAUGCUGUAGAUCCGCUACAGGUGCAAACACUUCCUGUUUCGUGAUAAGAGCUUUUCUCAACACUGGGUCAUGUCAGUAUAUCUACACUUUCACAAGCGUGUCAUAGUAAAAGUGAACCAAGACCUUGUGUGCUGCACUGCAGUGCCGACGUUUACUCUGUAGUGCCGACAUUCCCUACUGCAGUGCUGAUGUUCCCACUGCAGUUCAGACAUUUCCCACUGCAGUGCUAUAGACACUAACAUCCUGUCCCUGUUAGUUUGUUUUAUGAAUAAUGUUUAUUUUGAUCUACAUACUAUAUGCCAUCUUUGUACUUCCAUUAAGGUCGUACUACGCCAGAUGUGGAACAGAACCUGAGGAUUCACACCUUAGAUGCACAAAUGGGGUUUAACCAU